UAUCCACUCGCUCAAGGCAUCAUCGACUCCGUCCGGCUGAAUGCCGUCCACUUCCUAUGGAAGAAAGAGUUCCCAUGGAUCGUACACCCCUCAAUCGACCUCAAGAACGUCAAAGACCUGCGCAUCGCUGAUGUCGGCUGCGGAACCGGAAUCUGGCUUUUGGAAGCCUCCGAAGAGUUUCCUGACGCCGACCGCCUGGAUGGCCUCGACGUGGUCAUCGACCAAGCGCCACCGAAACACCUCCUGCCGGCGAACGUCCACUUCGAAUACCUGGACGCAAACGCAGACAUACCCCAGCAAUACCUCGAACGCUACGAUCUGAUCAACGCGAAAUUCCUGCUCGGACUCGUGCGAGAUGGAAAUCCAAACCCGCUCAUCAAGCGCCUCCUCCAAAUGCUCAAACCCGCCGGCUACAUCCAAUGGUCCGAAACCGACUGGGCCACCGACACCUACAUGGGCCUCUCCGAAAACAACAUGACCAAAGACCAAAGCGGCCUGUACCGUCUCCGCGCGUCCGGCGCCCGAUACCUCACCAAAGACGCCCUCGCGUGGCCGAUGAAAUUACCAACCCUGCUGGCCGAUCAAGGCGUUACAAAUAUCGUGGAAGCACGCACGACGCUCGAGACGUUUGAUCGGAAAUACGGCCGGGCGUGGACGGAAGUGAUCGUGGCAGCGGCGAUUGAUGGGUUGGGAAAAUUACCGGAGGGAGAGAUGAAAGAUGAGAUGGUGAAGCUGAUUGAGGCUGCGAAGGAGGAUGCGAAGAAGGGGAUUGCCUGGGUGGCGGAUCAUCUGGUCGUGGUGGGAAGGAAG
Molecule: messenger RNA, 810 nt
Organism: Zymoseptoria tritici IPO323
Lineage: Eukaryota; Fungi; Ascomycota; Dothideomycetes; Mycosphaerellales; Mycosphaerellaceae
Exons: 3
Source: RefSeq, a predicted model, not a curated record